CAUCUCCUUAUUUGGAAGGCGGAAGACCCGCACCUGUGAGCUGACGUCACCGAUCUAAAACUACCUGCGGUUGUCUCUUGAACAGGCGCAGUCAGAGUCGUACAGAAGGUCGUUGAAGGAGAAAAAGCAAGAGGGAAAAAGGGUGGGAAAAAGAAGCAAGAGAAGAAGAAGCUAUUUGAACGCGAACACUUGCUGUGGAAUUUAUUUUCAUUUGGUCGUCGCUUCCAGGAGGACAUUUUGGGGACAGGCAGACAGAUGGGGGCCGCCAGGUUUGCGGUGUUGAGAACUUUGUUCAUGCUGCUUCUGGCUUUGGUUUGGUCUGAGGAGCAGUCAUGUGUACCAGGAUUUCAGUCAGACAUGAAGGUUUUCAAAGUAAGCAGACAACAACUGAAACGUGGUGCAUUGUUGGGCAAAGUGGACUUCACAGACUGUUCGGACCGCCAAAGGUUUCCUUUCCGGAGUGAUGACACACGUUUUACGGUGCAGACCAAUGGCGUCGUGAAGGUAAACAGACCGGUUUCUCUUUAUCAAGAACAACAUGAAUUUUUGAUCCACGUUUGGGACUCAGAAGGGCGCAAGAUGACAAUUCCUGUCAGAGUACUGUAUCAGAACCAGCAAGUCGCUGAGCUUCAACCAGGAGACCACACGCUACAACCCCAUGUCGGAGAGGUGGAGUCUGCCAGUGAUCGUCAGAAAGCAGAUGAUCCCGAGGUACCUGUUUUGCAUUUUCCAAAAGCAGUGGCCGGCUUGAAGAGGAGAAAGAGAGACUGGGUUAUUCCUGACAUUAAUUUCCCUGAGAAUGACAGAGGUCCUUUCCCCGCCAAAGUAGUUCAAAUUCGGUCAAACGAAGACAAACUGAAGACUGUUUAUUACAGCAUCACUGGUCCAGGAGCUGAUCAGCCUCCUGUUGGACUUUUUACCAUGGACAGAACCACGGGUAAUCUUUAUGUCACACAACCACUGGACAGAGAGAAGCAGGACAAGUACUUGUUUCAAGCCCACGCUGUAGCAGAGGGUGCUGGAAAUGCUGAAGAGCCGAUGGAAAUCGUAGUGAACGUCAUUGAUCAGAAUGACAACAAACCUGUGUUUGAAAAAGACACCUUCAUUGGAGAAGUGGCUGAGGCAUCACCAAAAAACUUUGAAGUGAUUACCGUGGUUGCCACAGAUGCGGACCAGCCAAACACUGAUAACGCUGAUAUCCGUUAUCGUAUCAUUAGUCAAACCCCAGAGCUACCCAUCAAGAAUCUUUUUGAAAUCAAUCCAGUGACUGGAGCCAUCAGAAUCAAUGCGGGUGGUUUAGACAGAGAGAAAUAUCCCAAGUACACACUGAUGGUAGAGGUAGCUGACACUAAGGGAAAUGGCUUGAGUGAUCAGGCGAAGGUCAUUCUCACUGUGACGGACAGCAAUGACAACGCUCCAGCAUUUACCCAGAACCCUUAUGAGGCAUCCGUGGCAGAAAAUAAAGUGGACGCUGUCAUCAUUAAGAUGACGAUAACCGAUGGCGAUGAGCCGCACUCUCCAGCCUGGAAUGCAAAGUUCAAGAUUGUUGAUGGUGAUCCUGGGAAUUUUUUCUCCGUAAGAACCGGAAGCAACAAGAAUGAGGGAAUCAUCACAACUGUUAAGGGUCUGGACUUUGAGAAGACUAGCAAGCACACAUUGUUGGUUGCGGUGGAGAAUGAGGUUCCUUUCGCUACUGCGUUGCCGACCUCUACUGCAACCGUGGUUGUAAACGUGCUAGAUGUCAACGAGGCCCCUGUCUUCGACCCAGUGAUGAAACUUGUGACUAAACGCGAAGACCUUCCUGUGGACGCUGAUAUUUUACAGUACACUGCUUCGGACCCUGACUUCGCACGCAAACAAACAGUCAUGUAUAAAAUUAUUAGUGACCCAGCAGGCUGGUUGAAUGUGGCCAAAAAAACUGGCCUGAUCACAGUAAAAAGUCCCCUGGACAGGGAGGCCCUUUUUGUGAAGGACAACAAAUACACCGCACUCAUUGGCGCAUAUGACAGCGAUGAAGUCCCAGCCACUGGAACCGGUACACUGAUGAUCCUCCUUGAAGACGUUAAUGACAACGCACCCACCAUUGAGCAACGUUCCUUCAAGGUGUGCAAGAAAGAACCGGUUCCUCAGUUGCUGUCUGUAACGGACAAAGAUGGACCUGGUUUUGCUGCGCCUUACAGAGUCUCCCUAGAGGGCCUGUCCAAAACCAACUGGACGGCCAGAAUGAACGACUCCAAAACGGGCAUCAUCUUAAAUUUGGCCACAGAGUUGGCAAGAGGAGAGUACACUGUGGUUCUACGGGUGGCAGACAACCAGGGUAUGGAGCAAGACAGCACAGUUCAAGCCGAAGUGUGUGACUGCACUGGGGAAAAAGUGAGCUGCAAGGAGGGCCGUGUUGCAGGCGGCUCGGACUUGCCAGUUAUCCUGGGAAUACUGGGAGGAGUCCUCCUGCUUCUCAUGCUGCUGCUGCUGCUGCUGCUGCUUGCAAGGCGCAGAAGAGGAGAGAAGAAGGAGCCUCUGUUGCAGGAAGACGAUGUCCGAGACAACAUCUAUUACUACGAUGAAGAGGGAGGUGGAGAGGAUGAUCAGGACUAUGAUCUCGGUGUUCUUCACCAAGGCCUGGACAACCGUCCUGAGGUGUUCAGGAACGACGUGAUGCCAAACUUUAUGCCGGCGCCACAGUACCGACCUCGUCCCGCCAACCCGGAGGAUAUCGGCAAUUUCAUUGACGAUAACUUGAAAGCAGCCGACAAUGACCCGACAGCGCCCCCCUAUGACUCCCUGCUGGUGUUCGACUACGAGGGAGGCGGCUCUGAUGCAGGAAGCAUAUCCACGCUGAACUCGUCCAGCAGCGGCGGCGACCAGGACUACGACUGUCUCAGCGACUGGGGACCUCGCUUCAAAAAAUUAGCGGACAUGUACGGAGGAGGCGAGGACGACGACAUGCUGUAAAUGUACAAAGAAGGUCUAGAGUGAACGUUUUGUGCCUGAAUGUGAGAUUUGCGGCGGUGCAAAGAACUGCUGAACUUAAGAAGUGGAAAAAUCAACCAUUAGAAUUGGUCAAUGAAAGUUAUGCUCUGUGCAGUUUGUGCAAAUGAGUAUUUUUAUGUCACAUCUUUUAAGGCGCAACACACUUUUUUACAGCACAAACUCUCAUCAAAAUAAAUAGUUUCACUAUCCUGUACAAGUUUGUUUAAAACUUAGCCUUGACAAUGACAGAUGUACAUGUACAUAUAUUAAUUUAGUUUCCUAAGCACCGUGCUUCUCAGUCACAUUCUUCUUUUUCUCCAACAGUACUGUCAAGCAAGAUGAAAUCUCUUUUCGUUUUGUAAUGUCAUACGACUUAUUCUGCAGGUACACUUUUUUUUUUUUGUUAAAUGUGGAUUUUUAUAAAGAUGUCUUAAAACAUU
Molecule: messenger RNA, 3410 nt
Organism: Nerophis lumbriciformis (worm pipefish)
Lineage: Eukaryota; Metazoa; Chordata; Actinopteri; Syngnathiformes; Syngnathidae
Gene: cdh1
Product: cadherin 1, type 1, E-cadherin (epithelial)
Biological process (GO): multicellular organism development; cell-cell adhesion mediated by cadherin; cell migration
Cellular component (GO): adherens junction; cytoplasm; plasma membrane
Molecular function (GO): calcium ion binding; beta-catenin binding; cadherin binding
Source: RefSeq, a predicted model, not a curated record